Molecule: messenger RNA, 1335 nt
Organism: Sycon ciliatum
Lineage: Eukaryota; Metazoa; Porifera; Calcarea; Leucosolenida; Sycettidae
Exons: 5
Coding region: 150-605 (151 amino acids)
Source: RefSeq, a predicted model, not a curated record
GUCGAAUCUGACCGUCGAUUAUUUACUCGACAAUUCCAAAAAUCAGUGCCAUUCAUUGGCUUUAGCUUUGCCCUUGAACUUGAAAUCUCGUGCCUUAUUCUUUCCUGGGGACUGGUGUUGGAUAUUGAACGGGCGGAGUUACCGCCGGGAUGAUGGAUGAAGGAGAUGAUGGCCUAAACUUGGCUGCGCGCAUUCUCAUUUUCGCGUGGCCUGCCACUAGUGUUUCGCAGAUUCACAAAGGGUGUCACAGGCAUAGCUGGAGGAAGAAAGAUACGGACGCAGCGAAGCGCUCUCCUGCGCCCGCAUGCGCCGAGAUCCCACUGCUGUCAACGGAUGACACUGCAGCCCAGUCGCCAGCGACGGCGGCAGCUGCUGCUGCUGCUGCUUCGUCAGGAGAUGGGAACAGCUCACAAGGCGGCAAGCCACCUCCAUCACCGCCGUCCUGCCUGCUCUCGGACAUGGCCUGUCUCAGCUCGUAUGAGAUUGAUGGCUUGCGACGGCUGCUGGCCGAGCUGAACGUUUCCACGACGAUGGUGAGAGUGUGUCCCGAGGAGCUGGGGGAUCCUGGGGAGCUCAUGUCGACCGUGGAGAUUCUGUUGAACUAGUUUGAAAGCCGGUUUCGCGAGGACAAGGCCACUGGACAUUUUAUGCUCAUACCGGGAAUACAAUCUGAGAAUCUGCGUGUGUCGCCCGCACCAAUACCUGGCAACAUUGUGGAAAUAGUUGCAGUUGAAACAGAGAUUGUAUGCAAGUCCUCAGCUGCUACUGCAUCUCCAAGAAAGACAGCAGGUAUAUCAUCUCGUGACGACCACAUUGAAGUCUGAAUUUGAAGUGCGAAGAUGCUUCAGCAACCACAUCGUACUUUUCCAUUGCUUUCAUUGUGCUUCUACUGUGCAUGUGUGUAACUUGUGGGGUAUACAUGUGAUGACAUUGUAUGCUGGCGACACGGUCAGAUUUUGUCCAUGCGUGUAACGUACACCUGCAUGUUAUGCAUCGAAAAGGAUCUGCCACUUGCGAUCCUGGGACAAGUAUCAGGUCAGCUUUGUCUUGUGUGGGCUGUACCAGAUUGCUGUUCACUUUUCUAUCUGUUGGAUAUGUGACUUUCUGCAAGUCUCUGGUGUAUGGUGGCCACUUCUUUGCUUGUCACUUUGUAUGAUAUUACAUUCUGUAUUCGCUGCUUUCAUGGCGUGGUCUGCAAACUGCAAUCCUUGGGCAAAUGUCAUGUUUGCUAUAAUGUGCUUUGGCCGUCAGCUUGUCUACACGUUGUAGUUGAAUUAUUUUGUUCCACAACUGACUUCCUGAAGUACGGUGGCCACUGCUUUGCAUGGCAUUUUA